Molecule: messenger RNA, 2230 nt
Organism: Lepisosteus oculatus (spotted gar)
Lineage: Eukaryota; Metazoa; Chordata; Actinopteri; Semionotiformes; Lepisosteidae
Source: RefSeq, a predicted model, not a curated record
UACUUAAUAAACCAUGGUCAAUGUAAAUGGAGACAGGAAUUCUCCAUUUGCCGUUCUGAAUUGCAGGAAUGAAAGACUCGUCACAUCCAAGGGCAGGCCCCGUCUCCAAACGCACAUUUUUCGCCAGAAGGCAUGAUGAGGGGGUCGCACAUGUAAAGUUCAUCAUCAAAGCUUCGGCUUCUGAACCGCGAGGUCUUCCCUGUCCACGUUCCCAUCCAGCUCGGGGAUUCCUGAGCCGAUUCCUGUUGCAUUGUGGGGGGAGCGGAAGUUGAGGAAGUAGUUGAACAGAUUGAAUGUGUCCAAACAGCACAACCACCACCACCACCACCACCAGCAGCAGCAGCUGCGGAGAGGAGAGUGCGAGUCAGAGAAGUCGGAGAGCAGGCGGGCGACACUUCAAGGAGAAAAUGUUUUAAAACGUGUUCAGGCAGAAAGCUACAACCGCGUAAGGGGCUGUUAUUGUUUAACAAACAAAACACUCCAUUAUGCAUUCAGACUGUAGGCUGGAAUGGCCACAGUGGGAAUGGUGAGAGCCGAAACGAACGGGGCUGGGAUUUUCUUCAUUUCAACAUUCAUCAUCUUGAGCACCAGGACGAGCAGAGCACAGAAAGGUGAUGGUUGUGGCUACACUGUUCUGGGCCCUAACAGUGGGACUCUCUCAUCAAUCAAGUACCCCCACACUUACCCCAAUCAUACGGUCUGUGAAUGGGAGAUCCACGUCAGUCAGGGAAAGAAAGUUCAUUUUAAGUUUGGGGACUUUGACAUUGAAGACUCUGACUCCUGUCACUUCAACUACUUAAGGAUAUAUAAUGGCAUUGGGCCAACAAGGACUGAGAUAGGUAAAUACUGUGGGCUGGGCAUGCAGUGGGACCAGCUGAUUGAGUCCACUGGGAAUGAAGUGACGGUCCAGUUCAUGAGUGGAAUGCACAGGUCUGGACGGGGUUUCUUCCUCUCCUACUCCACCACAGACCACCCAGAUCUGAUCACCUGCUUGGACAAAGGAAUUCACUUCUUUGACCCAGAAUUUAGCAAAUACUGCCCCGCAGGAUGCCAGACUCCUUUCGGGGAGAUUUCAGGAAACAUUCCCCACGGCUACAGAGACUCUUCCUUGAUCUGCAUGGCUGGUAUUCAUGCUGGGGUCGUCUCCAAUGUCCUCGGGGGACAGAUCAGUGUGGUCAGCAGCAAAGGCAUCCCGUACUACGAAAGUGCACUCGCUAAUAACAUUACCUCGGUUGUGGGCCCCCUGUCUAACAGCCUAUUUACUUUCAAAACAAGUGGAUGCUACGGGACGCUGGGCCUGGAGUCCAGAGUGGUGCAUAAUUCCCAGAUCUCGGCCUCUUCGGUGUGGGAGUGGGAGGAUGUGAAUGGGCAGCCAAGUGUGUGGGGGCCCGAAGGGGCCCGUCUGAAGAAGCCCGGUGUUCCCUGGGCUGUAACCGUUAACAACCAGAAUCAGUGGCUGCAGGUGGACUUGAAGAAGGAGAAAAGGAUAACAGGAAUCACAACCACUGGAUCCACCCUCAAGGACUACUACUACUACGUCUCUUCUUACCGAGUGCUGUACAGCCAUGACGGACAGCAGUGGACCGUGUUCAGGGAAACAAACACUGAUCAAGACAAGAUUUUUCAAGGAAACACCAAUUACCUACAAGAGGUCCGAAAUAAUUUUAUCCCUCCCAUUGAAGCGAGGUUCAUUCGAAUCAACCCCACACAGUGGCACCAGAGGAUUGCAAUGAAGUUCGAGCUUCUGGGCUGCCAGCCACACACAGUGAGAGCCCCUCCCCCCCGGCCCCCCCCAAAGAUCAGCACCGACUUCCCCCCACUGUACGACAAGACCACCUACACCCCUGACAUCAAGAACACUACCAUGGCCCCCAGUGGAAACAAAGAUGUGACCUUGGCUGCAGUCCUAGUACCUGUCUUAGUUAUGGCUUUGACUGUGCUCAUAUUGUUCCUGGUGUGUGCCUGGCAUUGGAAAAACAGAAAAAAGAGUGCUGAAGGUGCAUAUGACUUACCACAUUGGGACCGAGCGGGCUGGUGGAAGGGCAUGAAGCAGUUCCUUCCAACGAAAGGCUCUGAGGUGGAGGAGUCCCCAGUGAGAUACAGCAGCAGCGAAGUUAGCCGUCUGAGGGCGAGAGAAGGAGCUCCCGUGCUGCAGGCAGAGCCAGCUGCAGAGGAGUUAGUCUAUCAGGUUCCGCUGAACAGCAGCCAGAAAGUGGUUGACAACGACUGA